AUGAUUGCCACAUCCAACAUCACCAUGGACGAUCCAACCGUCAAGACGGUCCAUUGCAGUGGCAGUCCCUACGAGAUAGGCUUCACCCACGGAAAUGCAGCCUCGACUGAAAUUCAUAACAACAUUGCCACCUAUACUUAUUUCUUUGGAGAGACGGCGAAAAUUACUUGGGAAGUAGCUCGCGAGCGCGCCGUCACACGCUUUCUGCCUACCGUCAGGAAACAAUGGCCUGAAAUUGUGGACGAGAUGAGAGGAAUUGCAGAGGGGGCUGGAAACGGCGUGACGCUGGCCGACAUUGUCACUCUCAAUGUCCGCACAGAGAUUGCUUUUACCAACUACACAGAUGGAUGUACGUCGAUAGGCCAAAGGGCCCAAGACGGCACGAUGUUCCUCGCACAAAACUGGGACAUGAUCCCAGAAUUGCAAAAGGGUAUGAUAUUUCUUCAUAUUAGGCCUGCAGACUCUGAUAUCGCUUUGCGAUUCCUUGGCGAGGCUGGAAUUGUUGGGAAGAUUGGCAUGAACAGUGCUGGUUUUGGAUUUUGUAUGAAUGCCUUGAGAUCAGGGGCUCUCAACCCAAACAACAUGCCAGUCCACAUUAUGUCGCGUCGUCUACUGCAGUUUGCCACCAGCUUCGACACGGCCAUCGCCAUCAUCGAGAAGUUUGGACUCGCAAGCUCGAUAAAUUACUUACUUGCCGAUAGGACGGGGAUUUUUGCUGACAUUGAAUGUUCUCCUCUGGGGACCUUUCUGAUCUUUCCUCAAAAGGGAUAUGUGGCCCACGCAAACCAUUUCUACGGGCCAGGUCGACCGGCGAAAUUGGUUGAUCACCCUGCUGCUGAUUCACUCAAGCGACUGGCACGAAUGCAAGAGCUGACUGAGCAUGAUCUGCAGCUCGGCACGCAGACAUCGUUUGACUCUUUAAGAAAAAGGCUUUCCGAUGAACAGGGGAGUCCUCCGGCAAUUUGCAGGAGUGUUCCUCCUGGUGCCGUGGGAAUUGAUCGAAUCAUCACACUGGGGACUAUUCUGAUGGAUUUGACACACUGUACCGGUAGAGCCAUGAUCGGAAGGCCUUGUGAGGAUCUUCCUGUUGUAGACUGGUCAUUUUGA
Messenger RNA from Exophiala bonariae, 1107 nucleotides. RefSeq lists its product as uncharacterized. The record is from RefSeq and is a predicted model, not a curated record. The transcript has a single exon. NCBI's taxonomy places the organism in Eukaryota, Fungi, Ascomycota, Eurotiomycetes, Chaetothyriales, Herpotrichiellaceae. Bases 1 to 1107 code for a protein of 368 amino acids.